Colletotrichum phormii is the source of this 553-nucleotide messenger RNA. RefSeq lists its product as uncharacterized. Lineage: Eukaryota; Fungi; Ascomycota; Sordariomycetes; Glomerellales; Glomerellaceae. The record is from RefSeq and is a predicted model, not a curated record. The annotation marks the transcript as partial. The transcript has a single exon.
GGCACCACCUCCAUCUUGUGCCUCAGGCUCUUUUGUCCUCGAGCACAACCUUGGGAAGAGUCCAGGCCCUGUCCGUAUGUAUUGUUGAACAUAAUGGGACGCCCGUGCUCUCCCUGGGUAUCCGUACGGAUACAUGCAGUGCGUUUGCAUGCUCUUGCCUCGCAGUAGGGACAGCAGCCGCAGAGGCAGAAGCAAGUCGGCGGCUUGGGUCCUGGGGAAACGGAGCCUCGGAGGACCAUGACCUUGACACGCACACUGGGACUGGUGACAUUGUACCCAGGAGGUUGGAGCUGGCUGCGUUGUCUCUGCGCUUUCCCAGACACGGAAGUUAGGCGAGUUCGGCGAGUGGGGACGAGCCUGGAGGUCUGCGGCCUGCCUACGGAUAGAGGUCUGGACGAGACGAGCCGUGGGGGGGAGGAAUGCAGACGAGAUGCAAACGCCGAAACAGGAUACCCUGUUUUCUGUCACCCCGGAUGUCGUAUCAUGUAUGAGAUAUCCGUAUGUCGCCGCUGCCGCUGUCGCUGCCGCUAGUCUAAUCAAAGAUGAAUAAGAC